UUGUGUUGGUGUUGAUGUUGAUUGUUUACAAAAUUUACUUGAUGCUGUUUUGUCAGUAUAAUCCAUAAUUAUUAAAUAUCUAUCUCACAAUAUUACUGAUUAUUUACUAGAAUUAAAGCACCUAAAUAUCUUAACUAACUAAAAAAUAAUAAAAUGUCCUGUUGCGAUGGAGAGGAUGAAGAAGAACAACAAUCUGAACCAACUAGGGUUCGAGGAUGUACUGAUAUUUUUUGGUUGUGUUUAUUUAUAAGUUUUUGGUUUCUUAUGAUUAUGAUUGCUGCAUUUGCUUUGGUCUAUGGUAAUCCAAUGAGACUUGUCCAUGGUUACGAUAGUUUUGGAAACACUUGUGGAAUGAAAAAUAAUCCUGUAUCUAAACGAGUUGAUUUGUAUAGCUUAGAUAACAGCGAUAAACCAUUUUUAUUUUUUUUUGAUAUGACCGAUAUUAAGCAGUCAUUAAAAAUAUGUGUGAAAAAGUGUCCGAACCGUAUGAUGAUGACAUUAAACGAUAUUUGUCAAUUUCAUAAAGAUACCGGUUCAAAGUUGUGUUAUGAUAAUCCGAAAUUUGGAUAUAAUGCAUGUGACUACGGCGAUAAAAGCAAUUCCACAGCGUGCCCGAAACUUCCAAUUUACGAUAGCACUCCAAUUUUAAAUCGAUGCGUACCAAAAAUUAUUAAAGAUGUUACAUCUGGUCUCGUUUACAAUUUAUAUGGUUUACUUAAUUCUUGGGAUGUUAUCGAACAAAUUUUAGGAGAUUUGUACAAGACAUGGAGAGAAAUUCUAGGCUUAUCUUUUCUGGCUUUUGUCUUAUCAUUACUUAUGAUUGCAAUCUUUCACUUACUCGCUAGUCUUGUUACAUGGAUCGUAAUGGUAUUAGUUAGUAUAUCGUGUAUAUGCGGUACUAGUUUAUUGUGGUGGACUUACGCAGAUAUUAGAAGAACUAUAGACACUACGAAUCCAACUGAAUUACUUGAAGAAUCCGUAAGAAAUGAAACUGCUUUUCUAGUAUUUUCGAUUAUUGCUACGAUUAUAACAAUAAUUUUAAUCUUACUUGUGUGUAUACUUCGGAGAAGAAUAAGUUUUAUGACUGUUCUUUUUAAAGAAAGUGCUACAUGUCUUGCAGAAUUACCCGGAUUAUUUUUCCAACCUUUACUGACAUUUUGCACUCUUUUAAUAUUUUAUAUUUUUUGGGUCACAAUUGUUAUAUGUCUAGCUACAGCAAAUCAUCCUGGUAAUAAAUCGAUUUUUUUAUUAAAUACAUCUGGAGAUAUUCAAUUAUUAAAUCCUCAUUUUGACCACAGUGCUGUGAGAGAAACGCAAAAAUCCAAUUUAACUAUUAAUGAAUUCUCCAAACUCACUCUUGUUGAAUACGUUGAUGCGGUUUGGGUCAAGUAUAUGUGGUGGGUAUACAUAAUAGCCUUGAUAUGGGUAUCGGAAUUUAUCACUGGGUGUCAAAAUCUUGUAGUUGCUGGUUCAGUCGCUCAUUGGUACUUUAGGGGCAAAGAAUCUAGUCGAUCACCAACCUGUUCUUCAAUUGGAAAAUUGGUUAGCUACCAUUUAGGCUCUGUAGCUUGUGGUUCGUUUCUAAUAACGAUUUUUAAGCUUCCUCGUUUAAUUUUAAUGUUUUUACAUCAGAAGUUUGAAAAAACUAAGGAAACUUCAGUAUGUUCACAAUGUGGCUUAAAGAGUUGUAUUUGUUGUUUUUACUGCUUGGAAAAAUUUAUACGAUACCUGAAUCACAAUGCUUAUACCGUCGUCGCUAUUGAAGGUGCAAGUUUUUGUCGUGCUGCUAAAAUUGCAUUUUCAACUAUAGUUAGUAAUGCUUUACAACUUGCUGUUAUUAAUGGCAUUGGAGAUUUCAUUUUAUUCUUGGGGAAGAUUUUUGUAACAGCAGCUACAGGAAGUAUUGGACUAUUGAUUAUGAAGCAAGAUCCUAGAUUACAUUUUUAUGCAGCACCUAUUUUGUUAAUAUUUGUUUUCUCUUUCUUUAUCGCACAUUGUGUAAUAUCUCUAUAUGAGACGAUAAUUGAUACAUUAUUUUUAUGUAUCUGUGAGGAUAAGAAUCUUAAUGGUGACAACGGUAAAUGGCGACAAUCAAAGUUGGCCCAGAUAGGAUCUGCUAACACAAGUUCGAAUGGACAGCAUGAAUUAGCUCCUAUGAAUCAAUAACAUUCAUUUGUCAUAUCAUUCCUAAGACUAUUUUAACUGUUUCAUAAACG
Molecule: messenger RNA, 2216 nt
Organism: Microplitis mediator
Lineage: Eukaryota; Metazoa; Arthropoda; Insecta; Hymenoptera; Braconidae
Gene: Ctl1
Product: choline transporter-like 1
Exons: 10
Coding region: 154-2166 (670 amino acids)
Biological process (GO): transmembrane transport
Cellular component (GO): membrane
Molecular function (GO): transmembrane transporter activity
Source: RefSeq, a predicted model, not a curated record